Molecule: messenger RNA, 6316 nt
Organism: Pan troglodytes (chimpanzee)
Lineage: Eukaryota; Metazoa; Chordata; Mammalia; Primates; Hominidae
Gene: MYBPHL
Product: myosin binding protein H like
Exons: 7
Coding region: 2486-3703 (405 amino acids)
Biological process (GO): sarcomere organization
Cellular component (GO): M band
Molecular function (GO): protein binding
Source: RefSeq, a predicted model, not a curated record
CCAGGACUGUACAUUUAUAGCAUGAAAUGUAUUCGGUCAUCUAUGAGGAAAACGUCUCACAAAAAUGUGAGCCAUAAAUUACCUAAUUUUCUUGUUCUUCAUUUUCUUGCUCUUAGUGCUCAUACAGAUCUUCCUCCCGUGGGUGUGUAUACGACCAGCUUUCUUGUUCUUCCUCCUAGAAAGUCUACGCACCCACCCCACAUACCUUCACAGGUUUCAGUUGCUACACUCUUCCUUCUGGACACAGCAACAGAUAAUUACUCCUUGAAUUCUGUGUUCUUUUGAGCAGGUUUGACCCCUGGCGGCACUGAGAAGUUCAGCUUUGUAACUUCCCAUCUGCUCCUCUUACAUUUCUCUUGCUGUUCUUACGGGCCCUUUCUUGUCCCUUUCAUUUAAGGACCUUUGGAGAGUUGCAGCCUUCCUCUCUUGCAAAGCAUUUAAGAGAGGUUCCUGCCCACCCGUCUGGAACCGUUAGCCAUCCUACCCUGCUAGCCUGGGGCAAUAUUCCAUGUAAUACUCCAGCACCUUGGUCUGAAGAUGACAGGGCAAAGCCCUUGUUCCUGAGGCCACCAUCUGAUGGGAGAGUUCCUACCCCAGGACAUUAUCUAAGAUCGUUGUUUUAUUUGAAGGAAUUCUAUCUAACAUGGUAUUCCAAGAUUUCCUGCGCCAGAGUCACUAGGUUGGUUUUUUUAGGUGCAGAUUUCUGGAUAGCACCCCAGACCUAUUGAAUUAGACUUUCUGAUGGGCAAACCUUAGGAACCUGCAUCUUAAAGUUGAUUCUUUACACCUUCGCUCCAACAAAGGGCUAAGACUCAGCCUGGGCCAAUUUCCUCACCAAAAGAUGGGUUACGUGUUGUGUAAAAGGGGGUGUAUUUGGGGCCUCCUGGCUAGGAGACUGUCCACACUUAUGGGGCCUUGGCUGGGUCAAGCAGGAAAAAUAGUUCAGAAAGACCUUCAAACUAGUUCUGAUAUGGCAAAAACCCAGUCUUCUGCCAACCAAAACAACCCCAUAGGCCAUCCAAGGCCCCAAUAAACAGAUUGUCCUGGACCUUAGCUCCUAUACCAGUUACAAAGAGGCUGAGCUUCUGUCACCCCAAGAUAACACAGGCUCCUGGGAUCUUACCAAUUACCCCAAAAUUGAAGGCAAAAAUGAGUAAGAAGUCAGUCCAUUUGUUCAACUGCACCCAUUUUUUUUCCAUGAAAAAAAUACAGGGGUGAGUAGGGGGCUAUGGGAACCCUGUACUUUCCACUCAGCUUUGCUGUGACUCUCAAACUGCUCUAAAAUUAAAGCAUUUUAAAAUGCAGAGGGAUGCUGGCUUCUGGAGAUAAGAAGGUAGGAGUAUGAUAGGCGGCAGUGUCCAUGGCAUGUACAACACGUAUAGAAAGAUGGUUUGCUAAGUCUGGAAAUCAUGUAGGACCUGUAGUAUGUGACUAGCACCUGCUGUGAGCUGGCCACUUUCCUAUAGAUUGUAUCAUUUUAUCCUCAACACAAUCAUGGCAUCAUCCUUUGUUUCAUAGACUGGGACUUGAGACUCCGAGUCGGCCAUUUGCCCAGAGUCCCAGCUGGUGAGUGAGUGGUACAGCCAGAAGUCACACGCAGGUCUCUGAGCUCGCCUCCCUCCACCACUGCUGCCUCUCCCUUUAUUUGUACUUCAUCUAAUAGGCAAGGCAGCCAUUGACAGCUCUCAAAGGGGGAAGUGCUGGCCUGACCUAAAAAUAGCUUACAUUUAUCAAGCACUUAGUCGGCUACACUCUGCUAAGCACUUUACAGAGAUUACCUCUUUAAUCCUCACAACGACCCUAUGGUUAUAAUUAUCUCCAUUUUACAGAUGAGGAAACAGACUGAAGAGAGACUGUGAGGUGUUGUGAGUCACACAGCUAGUUGGUGACAGAGCCCCAAGUGGCACCUGGGCAGCCAGUGCGAGUGCAGUCUCCACCUACCACUGCGCUGUGCCCGCUGCCCCCAGGGAGCGGGGGAGGAUGGGACAGGCCCUGUAAAGGUCGAGUUGAUAAGACUUUACAACUCAUUGAAUGUGGGAGCAGAGGGAGAAAGAGCAGUUCAGGCGUUGCUGUGAGUCAGCUAAUCCUGGGCCCCUUCUUUGGGACCUGAAUGCCCCACGGGAUGAACUGGAGGUCAGGAGCAGAGAUGUCACUCAACCCUCCCUACAGAAAUUAGAGGUCCCUUUUGGAUGGUGUGUUCAAGCUCUCCCUCCCUGGUGCUGUGGGGGGUGUCAUCUCUCUCCCGAGAUAACAGGGACACCUCAGUCCUCCUGGGGCUAUUCUGGGCUGCUGUCUGAUCCUCCUCUCUCCCUCAACCCCUACUUCAGCCUUUCUGCUGGGCGUAGCUGAGUGGGGAAGGCCAGCCCAGUUACGUAACCCUGUGGCUGGGACCCGGGAGGCCAGCCUGGGAGCAGGUGCUCAGCCCCUCCCUCAUCACCAGCAGUGAAAAUCUAGAGCUGGAGCUCAGCCUCUGGGAAGGCCCAGCAUGGAGGCAGCCACAGCUCCGGAGGUGGCCGCAGGAUCCAAGCUGAAGGUGAAAGAAGCCAGCCCAGCAGAUGCUGAACCACCCCAGGCUUCACCUGGACAGGGGGCUGGCAGCCCCACUCCCCAGCUCCUGCCCCCUAUAGAAGAGCACCCCAAGAUCUGGCUACCUCGGGCCCUGAGGCAGACCUACAUCCGGAAGGUUGGGGACACAGUGAACCUACUAAUCCCAUUCCAGGGCAAGCCCAAACCUCAAGCCAUCUGGACACACGAUGGCUGUGCCUUGGACACCAGGCGUGUGAGUGUGCGGAAUGGUGAGCGAGACUCCAUCCUCUUCAUCCGAGAAGCCCAACGUGCUGACUCAGGUCGCUACCAACUCCGUGUGCAGCUGGGUGGGCUGGAGGCCACCGCCACCAUUGACAUCCUGGUGAUUGAGAGGCCAGGCCCUCCUCAGAGUAUUAAGCUGGUGGACGUUUGGGGCUUCAGCGCUACACUGGAAUGGACACCUCCCCAAGAUACGGGGAAUACAGCACUUCUGGGAUACACGGUGCAGAAGGCUGACACAAAAUCCGGGCUGUGGUUCACGGUGCUGGAGCACUAUCACCGCACCAGCUGCGUCGUCUCUGACCUCAUCAUCGGCAACUCCUAUGCCUUCCGUGUCUUUGCUGAAAACCAGUGCGGACUCAGUGAAACAGCCCCCAUCACCACGGACCUCGCCCACAUCCAGAAAGCAGCUACUGUUUACAAGACCAAGGGGUUUGCCCAACGAGACUUCUCUGAAGCCCCAAAGUUUACCCAGCCUCUGGCCGACUGCACUACAGUCACCGGCUAUAAUACCCAGCUCUUCUGCUGUGUCCGCGCCUUUCCCCGGCCCAAGAUCAUCUGGCUGAAGAACAAGAUGGAUAUCCAAGGCAACCCUAAGUACAGAGCCCUGACUCACCUGGGAAUCUGCUCCCUAGAGAUCCGCAAGCCGGGUCCCUUUGAUGGAGGCAUCUAUACCUGCAAGGCGGUGAACCCCCUAGGGGAGGCAUCUGUGGACUGUCGGGUGGAUGUGAAAGGUAAGGGCAAGACGAGAACUAGUGCCUUAGGGUGCCAGUCACCUCCUCUCUCCACCGGUGGAAGAGUCAGGGAACAGAGACGCAAGCCUAGGGGGAGAAGGGGUUUCUCCGCUGGACUCUUUCAUCACUGUCAUCAUCAGGAUGUAUUGGAGGAGACAUUUUAAUUAUCUACUAUCUCAUUUCUCUCCAUCACAAUUCAAUAAUAUAGGAAGAAUUGUUAUUUCCAUUUUGCAAAUGAGAAGACGAAAGUACAGGGAGGGAACUGGUUUGCCCAAGAUUCCCAGUGUCAGUUAGUUGAUCACCUGGCACUGGUGGAAAUAGCCCAGGUCUCCAGGUCCUCGCUCAGCUCAUUUUUCUUUAUGCUGUGCAAUCUUCCGACUCAGCCUAGGAAAGCUGCAACUGUUUGUCAGGCUUUAUUUCACUUCCCCUCCGGUUUAUUUAUAGGUAAUAUUGCAUAUCCUCUCUACUUCCUUAAAGUAUUUAAUCACUUAUCUAUACCUGUCACCUUGUUCAGAUCUCUAUCAUUGUGUUUAACAUACUGUUUUAUAAUUAUCUAUUUAUAGAUAUGUUUCCCUAUUAAAUUAUAAGCAUUUUGAGGGUAGGGACAUUGUCUUAUUUGCCUUUGUCCCCCCAGUGUCUAGCCCAGUUUCUGACACACAGUAGGCACUCUAAAUGUUUGUUGCAUGGAUCAAGAAUGAAUGAGCCCUUACAUGUCCUGUUCUUCUCUAUGUAUAGACUACCUAAUUAGCACCAUUGACUCCCCAAGAACCUGAAAUAGAAUAUUCCUUUCUAAUGCUCUGAAAGAAAGUUUCUCAGAGAUUUCUGAGAUGUUAACACUGAGAAAUGUCCGAAUUAUUACAGUUCCUAAUUGAGGACACCUAAGAAGGCAUGGUACUCUGACAAAGGUAAGUAAAGAGAGGCAAGAUGUCUCACUGGAUUAGUUCCUGUUUAUGGCUAGUGUUGUUGAGUCAGGGACAGAGGUGCAUUCCUGAGCCUUUCAGUCAUGUAUCCACUGGUGGCCACUUCUGUUGUAACCAUUUUUUUUUUGAAAUGAUGUCUUGCUCUGUUGCCCAGGCUGGAGUGCAGUGGCGCCAUCUUGGCUCACUGCAACCUCUGCCUCCUGGGUUCAAGCAAUUCUUGUGCCUCAACCUCUCGAGUAGCUGGGAUGACAGGCGCCCGCCACCAUGCCCGGCUAAUUUUUCUACUUUUAGUAUUGAUGGAGUUUCACCAUGUUGGCCAGGCUGGUCUCGAACUCCUGACCUCAAGUGAUCCACUCACCUCGGCCUCCCAAAGUGCUGGGAUUACAGGUGAGAGCCGACAUGCCCAGCUGUUGUAACCAUGUUUAUAUUUAUUUAUUUAUUUAUUUAUUUAUUUAUUUAUUUAUUUUGAGACAGAGUCUCGCUUUGUCACCCAGGCCGGAGUGCAGUGGCGCUAUCUCAGCUCACUGCAAGCUCUGCCUGCCGGGUUCAUGCCAUUCUCCUGCCUCAGCCUCCAGAGUAGCUGGGACUACAGGCACCCACCACCACGCCCGGCAAUUUUUUUUUUUUUUUUUUUUUUUAGUAGAGACGGAGUUUCACUGUGUUAACCAGGAUGGUCUCGAUCUCCUGACCUCAUGAUCCACCCGCCUUGGCCUCCCAAAGUGCUGGGAUUACAGGCGUGAGCCACCACGCCCAGCCUGUUGUAACCAUUUUUAAAAGCGAUACUGUCAUCCCUGUGGAGAGAAUUUAUAGUAGAUGCAGUCUGCUUUUGUCAUAUCCUCUCUAUGUCUGCACUCCUCAAGUCGAUGGUAGGAAUUAAACCUAAUGAAUGGUCCUCUGAAGAAGAGUGACAGCAUCCACCUAAUCAUAAGGAGAUUCUGUGGGAGGGAGCUGAGCAGGUAUUGUAGGAAAAGGUGUCAAGGGAACAAUUCAGAGUGCAGGAACCCACAAGAGUCACAGCACCUUGUGCCCGUGGGGUGUGUAAGGACAGGGGACGCUGCUCCUGCUGACUGAGUAAACGCCUCAGGAUCAUGAGCAUGGUAAAAAAAAAAAAAUGGAUUAAUAUAUUUGUUUUUUACUUUGAAGCUUAUGGAUUCCUUCCCUUCCAAGAGAAGAAAAUCCUCUUUCUCAUUUAUGUCAAUUAUAAUUUAACCUUUAGGUGUGUGGUCCCAAGCAGCACAUUAUUGGCAAAAGACAGCUCAGCUCAUCAUUUAGAACUGGACAGCUCUUUUAGAUUUUCCGUCAUUCACAUUAGCUAUGUUGUGAACAAAGUGAUGCAUAAGGUGAAAAAGAAGCUUGAGACAGAACUAAAGAGAACAAGUUCCCAGUGUCCUCUCCGACUUGUAGCUGCUGGCUGAUGGAAAUUGGAAAUGAAUUUGAUCCCAUAAGACAUUUAUUUAAGGCUCUCACUGGUAUGUAGCAAAUGAAAGCCUAAAGGGGUGCGUUACAAGUACAGACUUCUCAGGAAAGCGCUCUCCGACAGUCGGCUUGCAGAGACAACUCUCCCUCCCUCACCUCCCUCUCUGUGUUAAUGAUACUUGUGUUCCUGUUAGUUGCCCCUUUCCCUCUCUCACAGCCAGUGCCCAGCAAUGAAGUGAAUUCAUGGCACAGGAGCCAGGGACCGUGACAACGGUGCCCUCAGCAGCCUGGUGUCCUCUGGCCAUUUGCUGUCAUGGCUACAAAGUGCUCCCUCUUUUCAGUGCCUCCAGGAAGCCUGCCAGUGGUGAGACUGUGUCCUCCAGGAGCUUCGGCACCAUGUCUGGUUUGGAUUCAUCUAAAUAAAUAUGUGGUUCCCCAGUG